Messenger RNA from Caenorhabditis angaria, 1721 nucleotides. NCBI's taxonomy places the organism in Eukaryota, Metazoa, Nematoda, Chromadorea, Rhabditida, Rhabditidae. The record is from the annotation of a GenBank genome assembly.
AUGGAGCCCAACAGACCACUUUUUCAAAAAAUGUAAGUUUCUUUCAAUUCUAAUUUUUCACGCCAAAGUUACGUUUAAAAAUUGAAAAAAAAUCACGGGCAGCAAGCCAACUCAUUGAGAAAAAAGAAAACAAAAACAAAAAUCUUUUUUUUUGCGAGAGAAACUUUUUGCGAAGAGACGCAGACGGUUAGAUACUGGUCAUUUUUAUCGAUUAUAUUUAUUUGUGUGGUUUUUUGAACAUAUGUUUUUCUCUUCCAUGUUUUUGGCGCGGGAAAAAUUUGAAUUUCAAUUUUUCAAAAUCUAAUUUUUCACCGGCAAAUUUGAACAAUUUCAAAUUCCAACUUUUUCCACCGAAACUGGUGAUACUGUCCCUUUGAACUACUGUAGUUCUUCCACAUUUUUGGUUCCAAACAAUUUGAAUCUCUUUGAUUUUCAGAAUGUCUGAUCCUCCACCGCCUGCCACGUCACAACAAAAAUCCACCAAAUUUAUGGUGCUUCUGAAUGCGGUGAUUAUUGGAUUAGUGGCACUGACUUGGUGUUUAUCAACACAAUUUAGCAAGACUGCGCUGAAUUAUGAUACUGUAAGUUAUGACCGAGUUUUUCCCCCGAUUUCUAGGCCAUGUGAAAAAAUGAAACAUCAAGCUUUUUUUGCAGACCCACUUCAAUGCCCCUUAUUUUAUGAUGUGGUUCAACACAAAUUUGAUGAUGUCAUGUUUCCCAGUUUUCUUAGCCUAUGAACAAAUUCGGACCAAAAAAUCAAUUUCACAAAUAUUCGCAGAAUCUCAACGAAAAUUCGGAGAAAAUCAAAAACUAACUCCAUGGACAUUGAUCAAAUAUGUAUUUCCAUUUUUGAUUUUCUGGAUCGGUGCCAAUUAUCCAUAUGUUCGAGCACUUUUAUUGAUUACACCUAGUGUUGCCACAUCAAUUAGUGCUUGUAAUGCUGCAUUUGUAUAUGUUCUUGCUGUCAUCAUUUUGAAAGAGACUAUUCAUAUUAUGAAGGUGAGAAGCUUUCGGUAAAGUUACCAUAACUUCUGCGAAUAAUCUAGAAAAAGUUGCACGGAAGCUUGCAAUCAUCUAGAACAUCAAUCUAAUCUAAUUUUCCUCUAGAUUUUCUCUGUAUUAUUCGCAAUUGCUGGAGUUGUUGUAAUUUCCCUCGAUCAUGAAAUGCACAUUGAAUGGAUCGGAAUAUUUCUAGCCUUUCUCUCCGCUUUUAUGGCUGCGGUUUAUAAAGUUUCAUUCAAAAAAGUUAUUGGAAAUGCAUCCCUCGGCGAUGUUUCUCUUUUUAUGUCAUGUCUCGGUUUUCUGAACCUGACACUGAAUUGGAUUCCAAGUUUGAUUCUUUGGCAAACUGGAGUCGAGAUUCUCGAUUUUUCAUAUGCUCCUUGGUGGCCGAUGUUGGGUGCUGCACUUUUAUCAAUCGCUUUUAAUUUUACUAUUAAUUUUGGGAUUGCUUUGUUGAAUCCGUUGGUGAUUUCGGUUGGAAUGUUGUGUGGAAUUCCACUGAAUACAGGUAAUUUAUAUUAUUUUUGUUUUUGAAAAAUUUGGUUCCACAUUAAUUUUUUGCAGUAAUCGACAUUGUUUUCCGACAUGUUCCAAUGACAACAUUAUUCUUAAUUGGCACAGUUUUAAUAAUCAUUUCAUUUCUUCUCAUCAUCAUUCCUUAUGACAAAAUUUCACUUUUCCGCAGAAAAAACUCACGGGAUGUACAGUCUGAUGCAUAA